Messenger RNA from Podarcis muralis (Common wall lizard), 2008 nucleotides. Lineage: Eukaryota; Metazoa; Chordata; Lepidosauria; Squamata; Lacertidae. The record is from RefSeq and is a predicted model, not a curated record.
AUGGAGGGAGGGGUCAAGGAGGCCAGUUGGAGAGGGGACCGCUACAUCGUUGCCGACUGUGGCGGAGGGACGGUCGAUCUGACCGUGCACCAGAUUGAGCAGCCGCAGGGGUCCCUCAAGGAGCUCUACAAAGCGUCAGGAGGUCCCUUACGGGGCCGUGGGGGUGGACUUGGCCUUCGAGAAACUUCUCUGCAGAUCUUUGGCGAGGACUUCAUCGCCACCUUCAAGGCCAAGCGCCCGGCGGCCUGGGUCGACCUGACCAUCGCGUUCGAGGCCCGCAAGCGGACGGCUGCCGCCGCACCGCGCCAACUCCUCAACAUCUCCCUGCCCUUCUCCUUCAUCGACUUUUACCGGAAGCACCGGGGACAGAACGUGGAGACGGCUCUGAAGCGCAGCAGCGUGAACCUGGUGAAGUGGUCCCCUGCAAGGCGAAUGCUGCGAUGUCCUCUGAAAGCCAUGAACGAGCUCUUCCAGCCAACCAUCAGGCCAGAUUAUCAACACACAUCGGUGAGUGACCUCAUGAAGAAGCCGGAAGUCAAAGGUAUCAAGUUCCUCUUCCUGGUGGGAGGUUUUGCCGAGUCCUCGAUGCUGCAGCACGCGGUCCAGUCGGCCUUCAGCGCCGUCUGCCGGGUCAUCAUCCCGCAGGACGUGGGCCUGACCAUCCUGAAAGGUGCGGUGCUCUUCGGCCUGGACCCCACCAUUGUCCGCGUGAGGCGCUCCCCUCUGACCUACGGCGUGGGCGUGCUCAACAAGUUCGUGGAGGGCAAGCACCCCAGGGAGAAGCUGCUGGUCAAGGAAGGGAAGAACUGGUGCACCGACAUCUUUGAGAAGUUUGUCUCCGUGGACCAGUCCGUGGCGCUGGGCGAGGUGGUGCAGAGGAGCUACUGCCCCGCGCGGGUCGGGCAGCGGAAGAUCAUCAUCAACAUCUACUGCUGUGGCACCGACGACGUGGUCUACAUCACCGACCCCGGGGUCAGGAAAUGCGGUACCAUCAGCCUGGACCUGGAUGAGUUGGAGGAGCCCAGCUCUCCGAAGAAGAGCAGGAGGGAGAUCCGAGCCAGCAUGCAGUUUGGAGACACUGAGAUCAAGGUGGCAGCCAUGGACGUCCAGACGUCAAAGACCGUGAGAGCUUCUAUCGAUUUCCUUUCCAACUGAUGCCCUGGACAUUUGAGGCCUUGGAGGAGGUAGAAGAAGGGGUUUGGCUAAGGUCCUUCUCCUCCUCUCCUCUGUGGAUUUUUCUGGUUGAGUCAGGUCAGACUUGGGAAGAAAUCCAGCACAGGUCCAGAAACACAUCCUCUUCGCUUCAACUCGCCAAAGAAAGGAAAGCUGGAAAACCAGGUGGACCCUUUCAUCUUUCCCAUCAUUAGUCUUGGUCUUUGGUGGUGGCAACUGGAUCACAGUCAUGUAUUAUCUUCUCAGGACUCCAGAAGAGAGCAGAGGGGUGGGCAGCUUUGCAGGCCAGCAGUAAAAAACGCCAAAGAGAGAAAUUCUGCUGCGGUUGGCCCCAUAACCUUCCCUUCCAUUUCCCUUCAGGUUUUGGAGAGACAAUUUUGCGUGCAAUGAUGGUCCUUGCAGAUGGGAUGGUCCAGGAUGCAGCAGCAGCAGCCCUUCAUUCAAGACCAUAAUUUAACUAACGGGGAGUUGGAAAUUUCACCUAGCAUCAUCAUCAUGGGAAGAUGAAAUACGAUAUCCACAUUCCAUUCAAUGCAACUCCCCCACUCCUAGGAAUUGCCAUAUUUCAAAAAGUAAAAACUAGGACAUUCCGGAAAACCCCAAAGUUGUUAAGCUGUUUCUUUUUCUUCUUUUUUACAAAAACACCAAAAAGUACCGCAAUUUUUCAACUCUCUUGCCUAAGAUCCAGGACAAAGCAAUGCCUUCCGGAAACAUGAAGUGUUUACAUAAUAAUAUCCUUAAAUAUUGUUGGGUUCACACACACACACACACACACACACACACAAAUGAAGCAUCUCAAUGCACAAGGUGUUGGAUAAUUAACAAAACUGCACAA